UAAGCGGACAAUUAUUCAAAUUGGUUCAGUUAUGCCCCAUUCGUCGGCUUCAUCGGCAAUAUCGGUGCAAUCGCCGCGCUCUCCACUAUCAGUACAAUCUCCUGAUAUUAGCGAACCGUUGUCUCCCAACGCUUCCAAUCACAGCUAUCAGAGCAUUGCAAGUGUUGAAACCGGACUUAACUCGACAUCAGUUAGUGUUGUGUCACACUUGAAGAGUCAUUCACCGCCCAGUGUUGGACACAAUCACAAUAAGUGCGAUACAAUGUUAAAUAGGGACACAUCUACGCCUUCAUCAAUCAUAGAUCCGGGAGAUGAGAGAGAAAACUGUUCAUUAGAUGAAGAUUACUUCAAACCAUAUAAAAGAUUGCGAAUGCAAGAAUCGUCCGGUGCUGAUACCGAAGACAAGUCAAUAAUGAAACAAACAGUUACUCCACGACGCGAAUCACCGGUAGAUGAGGUCAACGAAAGCGACAAACCAUUGACUUCUUUCCUUAUUAAAGACAUAUUAUCACACAAACCAAAGAUGUGUACAGACAUUAUUAAUAGUGAAACCCGUGGUAUAGUUAGGCCCUGGGAUUUAGAUACUUCACAACACAAUACUCUCCAUCACAUCAAUAAUUUUGAUCGCAUUUCACAUCAUAACCGAAGGCCGCGUUCGGCUGACGACGACUCGCGAUCCGAAAGGUCUGAAAGUGAUUCAUCGGAAAGUCCGACCAUUAGUGGUACAAACAAUGCAUUGACAUCACCUCUCGAUGCACUCUUCCAGAUGACAACCAAAGCCUUUGAUGGUAUCGACGGAAGUGAGAAGUCUUCGGACGCAUCGGCCGAUCACUUGAAUCUCUUCAGCAACAGAUCGGCGCAGUCGAAGAAAAAACGGAAAUCGAGGACAGCCUUCACUAAUCACCAGAUCUUUGAAUUAGAGAAAAGAUUUCUCUAUCAGAAGUACUUAUCGCCGGCCGAUAGGGACGAAAUCGCACAGACAUUAGGACUGACCAAUGCUCAGGUCAUCACAUGGUUUCAGAACCGUAGGGCAAAACUGAAACGCGAUAUGGAGGAGCUGAAGAAGGACGUGGAUGCGGCCAAACUGAUUCCGGUUCAUAAAAGUCUAUUAGAGAUACAGGACUUGAAUCUCCUAAAAAAGGCUGAAUUGGCUGCAGUUCUUCACCAACACAGCAAAUCGUCUCUCAGUUAAUUGUU
Molecule: messenger RNA, 1197 nt
Organism: Oppia nitens
Lineage: Eukaryota; Metazoa; Arthropoda; Arachnida; Sarcoptiformes; Oppiidae
Product: transcription factor LBX2-like
Exons: 3
Coding region: 32-1192 (386 amino acids)
Biological process (GO): regulation of DNA-templated transcription
Molecular function (GO): DNA-binding transcription factor activity, RNA polymerase II-specific; DNA binding
Source: RefSeq, a predicted model, not a curated record